UUUGCAUGGACUGUGACGCAGGGCAGGGGGGGGACGUCACGCAAAGAAGCAGCCAAUCAGACACUAGCUGUUUGGAUUUAUGCCAGGGGUUUUAGGCUUGUAAGACUUUAGUACAAGUGGCCAAAGCCAGUUUUUAAAAAAAAGGGAAAAGGUCAGCUGAGACGAGAUGCCGUACACACCGUCCGGCUUUUUCUGUGACCGGUUGAUCCGGGAACGAGAGAGGAGGGACGGGGAAGGGUCUCUGAACAAGCCCCUCCGCUUCAACGGCCAGGACUUCAACGCGCUGAGACAGGAGUGUCUCCAGAGGAAGUCACCGUUCGAGGAUGACUCUUUCCCGGCCACCGUGGAGUCUCUGGGCUUCAAGGAGCUCGGACACAAGUCCAACAAGGUCAAGAACAUCGUCUGGAAGAGGCCCAAGGAAAUCUGUGAGAACCCUCAGUUCAUUGUUGGAGGAGCCAGUAGGACAGACAUCUGCCAGGGAGAUCUGGGUGACUGCUGGCUGCUGGCUGCCAUCGCCUGUCUCACCUUGAAUGAGAAGCUUCUCUACCGCGUCGUUCCCCAGGAGCAGAGCUUCUCUGAGGGCUACGGAGGCAUCUUCCACUUCCAGUUCUGGCGCUAUGGCGACUGGGUCGACGUCGUCAUUGACGACCGCAUCCCAACCUUCAACAACCAGCUGGUGUUCACCAAGUCCGCGGAGAGGAACGAGUUCUGGAGCGCCCUGCUGGAGAAAGCCUACGCCAAGCUGCACGGCUCCUACGAGGCCCUGAAGGGGGGAAACACCACCGAGGCCAUGGAGGACUUCACCGGUGGAGUCACUGAAUUCUACGAGUUGAAGGAAGCGCCCAAAGAGCUCUACAAGAUCAUGAAGAAAGCUCUGCUGAGGGGCUCGCUCAUGGGCUGCUCCAUCGACUCCCUGGUUCCGGCUCGCUUUGAGACUCGCACCGCGACGGGACUCGUGAAGGGUCACGCCUACUCCGUGACGGCAGUGGACGAGUGCAAACCGUCGCAGCAGAAGGACUCGAAGGUCCGCCUGGUGCGCCUCAGGAACCCGUGGGGUCAAGUGGAGUGGAACGGCCCCUGGAGUGACAAUUCCAAGGAGUGGGCCAAUCUCUCUGCGGCGGAAAAGGAGAAGCUGCAGCACCAGAGUGCCGAGGAUGGAGAGUUCUGGAUGUCGUUCGAGGACUUUAAGAAGAACUACACCAAGAUCGAGAUCUGUAACCUCACCCCCGACGCCCUGGAGGACGACAAGAUCCACAAGUGGACGGUUUCUGUGAACGAGGGUCGCUGGGUGAAGGGCUGCUCCGCGGGGGGCUGCAGGAACUACCCAGACACCUUCUGGACCAACCCGCAGUACCGCCUUCGUUUGCUGGAGGAGGACGACGAUCCCGAGGACAACGAGGUGGGCUGCACCUUCGUGGUGGCUCUGAUGCAGAAGAACCGGCGGAAAGAGCGCAAGAUGGGCGCCAACCUCUUCACCAUCGGAUUCGCCAUUUACGAGGUGCCAAAGGAGAUGCACGGGAACAAGCAGCACAUGCAGAAGGACUUCUUCGUCUUCAGCUCCUCCAAAGCUCGCUGCAAGUCCUACAUCAACCUGCGCGAGGUGACGCAGCGCUUCCGCCUGAGCCCCGGCGAGUACGUCAUCGUGCCCUCCACCUACGAGCCGCACCAGGAGGGCGAGUUCAUCCUGCGGGUCUUCUCUGAGAAGAAGAACACCUCAGAAGUUGCAGCACCAGUUAGGGCCGAUGAUUUUCAUUAUCGACCAUCUUCAAGGGAGAUAGAGAACAGGAUCGAGGCCGACCAUCCCGUGCCGGCGCCGGCCUCAGUGGGGGAAGAGAGCGAAGAGGACCAGCAGUUCAGGACUAUUUUUCAGGAGAUAGCCGGUGAUGACAUGGAGAUCACAGCCAACGAGCUGAAGAACGUCCUCAACAGAGUGAUCACCAAACAUAAGGAACUGAACACCAAGGGCUUCAGCCUGGAGAGCUGCAGGAGCAUGAUAGCGCUGAUGGACGUAUCCUUUAUGGAUGGGACGGGUAGACUCAACCUCCAGGAGUUCAGACACCUGUGGAAUAAGAUCAAGCAGUGGCAGGGAAUCUUCAAGCACUACAACGCCGAUCAGUCCGGUAGCAUCAACAGCUACGAGAUGAGGAACGCUGUCAAUGAUGCAGGCUUCCGUCUCAACAACCAGCUGUAUGACAUCAUCACCAUGCGCUACGCCAACGAGGGCAUGAACAUCGACUUCGACAGCUUCAUCAGCUGCCUGGUUCGGCUCGAGGCCAUGUUCAGAGCGUUCCAGGCCUUCGAUCAGGACGGAGACGGAACGAUCCGACUCAGCGUCCUGGAGUGGCUCCAGUUGACCAUGUACGCCUAGACGUCUUCCUCCAGGUGAGCUCCACACGAGGACCAGACCUUCCAGCCGUUACCUCAAUAUUCAGUGUGCCCGAUUGUCGUUGGCUCUCAUCAACUUCUCCUCUGGCCUGCCCCCCCCCCCCCCCCACCUCACACCCCUCAGCUCUGCUCUUUAUACUCCCCAACGCUCCAUUUCAUCUUUCCUUCAGUCCCCUGUAUCUCGGCAUUUCUCUCUGCUCUCGUCCUUCCAUCGAAACAUCAGUCUCUCCUUUCAGCCGUUAGCCUUUUUAAAAUUUAACACUUGUUCCGUACUUCUCUCAGGCAUCAAACACACACAACCUCUUUUUUUGUUACAAUACCUCACAGAGCUCCUUCUACAUGACCCCCCCCCCCACGUUAUCUUCUUCAGUGAAUAAACUCGUGAAUCACUCCUCCAGCGUUAGAUAUUUCUGACGCUACGAGAGUUUCUUUACAUCCCGCUGCUUCCCCAUCCUGUUUUUUGAUCACUUAUUUUUGGGAAGUAAACCAUGCCGGUGGACUUCAUGACGUCACAUUGACGGAGCUGGAUACGGGUCCUCUAGCGCUGCCUGGUGGACGAAUUCAGGCGUCUUUUGUUCGUCUCAGCUCCAGCCGACAGGAACCUCCCCCACUCCCCCACUCCCAACACACACCUGUCCACUCUUUCCCUUCAUGUCGAUGGAUGAGAUUAAAGAACAAAACUGUGGAGCUGACGAGUUUUUGUUAAAGGGUCAAAUCUGGAUUUGACAGAAUAUCGGUUGGACUGCAGCAUUUAUUGUGAUUUUUUUCUCUUCCUUUUAAGGCUUUGGUCAAAUGAGUGUACUGAGUUUUUAACCAAAUAAAUGUGUAGUUGCUGGUUUGACUGCGUCCCCAGUA
Molecule: messenger RNA, 3240 nt
Organism: Gasterosteus aculeatus aculeatus (three-spined stickleback)
Lineage: Eukaryota; Metazoa; Chordata; Actinopteri; Perciformes; Gasterosteidae
Gene: capn3a
Product: calpain 3a, (p94)
Biological process (GO): proteolysis; negative regulation of apoptotic process
Cellular component (GO): cytoplasm
Molecular function (GO): calcium-dependent cysteine-type endopeptidase activity; calcium ion binding
Source: RefSeq, a predicted model, not a curated record